CUGUUAUAUCUUGUCGUCAUAGAAACAACUAAACGAACAACAACGAAUAAUCAAAAUGAAUUUUGGAAGAAAUAAUUAUUAUUUUAAACCCUUUCCUGUCUACUUGGUUGCAUUUUGUAGUAAAUAUUUGUUUCUUAAUACGUUUUUUGCUCUUUUCACAUAAAACUAUUGCAUAAUCUGCUCCGAAAUGCUGUAUAAUUAUUUGUAAUAUUAAUUAAGGAAAUGGAAACCUGACUUUGAUUUUUUUCGUUUCCCUUAAAUUUUCUACUGUGUGAUUAAAGAAUGGAAGAAGAGGAAGGGAAACAGUUAGAAGAGAAUGAAAAUGAACCAGAACCUGAUAAUAAGUUGUCACCUAUGUCUGGUAUUCCUCGACCUCUCUCCCAUUCAAUGCCAAGACCACCUUCUCGCCCUGCUCCCUCAGCUAGAGUUCGAGCAUUGGGGAAAGAAGAAUUAGAAGAUGUAGAUCAAAAUUCAGAAGAAGAAGAUGAUGAGGAAGACGAUGAAGAAGAUGAUGAAGAUCAAGGCAUCCAAAUUGAAGGGCCACUCAUGCAUGUGCCUCGUCUUAGACGAGAAAAAGUUCGCUGGGGUCGAGAAUCACCCAUACAUUGGGCUGUAGGCAGAGAAAGACUUUUACCAAGAAGAAUUGAUGGCCGUAGUAGUUCAGAUAGUUCUGCAAGUGAUAGCUUGUCUCUAUCUAACUCUAGUUAUCACUAUGAAAAUAUUAGUGAGGAAAUUCUAACCAAAGCACAGGAACAUAGAGACAUAUGCUAUUCUGAGUUACCUUAUAGUGCUAAAAGAGCUUAUGAUCCUGCUGAUUUUGAACAUCUACAAGUUUCUGCUGAAAUGAAAGAAUUAUUUCAGUACAUCACAAGGUAUACACCUCAAAAUAUUGAUCUUGAUACUAAGCUGCGACCAUUCAUUCCUGAGUUUAUUCCUGCAGUUGGUGAUAUUGAUGCUUUUAUUAAGGUUCCCAGACCUGAUAAUGUUGCUGAUAAGUUAGGAUUGAUUGCUUUGGAUGAGCCAUGUGCUAAACAAUCUGAUCCCACAGUACUAGAUUUGCAACUUCGAGCUAUUUCCAAAGAAACUACUUUCAAAUCUGUGGUAGUGAAAAGUCUAGAAAAUGCAGACAAACGUCCUAAAGAAAUAGAUGCAUGGAUUAACAGUAUAUCUAAUUUGCGUAGAUCGAAGCCACCCCCUACAGUUCAUUAUUCAAGGAACAUGCCAGAUAUAGAAAGCCUUAUGCAGGAAUGGCCUCCAGAAUUUGAAGAAAUUCUUAAUCAAGUUGGAAUUCCAUCUGCAGAUUUAGACUGUUCUUUAGAAGAGUAUGUUGAAUUGAUUUGUGGCUUAAUGGAUAUACCUGUGCAUAGAUCGAAAAUUCAAUCUCUACAUGUCUUGUUUACUCUUUUCUUGGAAUUCCGAAAUUCACAGCAUUUCAGAUCAUUAGUUAUGAAUAAUGAUUUUGGAGAAUCCAUGAAAAAUGAAAGUCGAUCAGAAGAUGAGGAUCAUUUCCAAAAGACAUAUAUGAGAGAAUAAACAAACUGUUGCAAGGAAAAAUAUCAACUGAUGCUAAUGAACUCAUUGAAGGUUCCAGUUCAGUAUGAAUGAUUAAUCUUUAGUAUGUAUUUUUAAUUCAGUUAUCUGUAGGGAUUCCUUUUAUGGGGAAUGUAAUGAUUGUUAGAGGUAUUUAAAUUUUCAGGAGUAUAUUUUAAAUAUUUUAUUUUCAAACGUUGACAUUUUUCAAGAAAUGUAUGAUGCUAGUUAUCUGUCCACUAUGUUUCUUUUAAAUAAACAUACAAUUAAUUGUUUUCUUGAUGGUAC
Parasteatoda tepidariorum (common house spider) is the source of this 1818-nucleotide messenger RNA. RefSeq names its product intraflagellar transport 46 (gene IFT46). Gene Ontology annotation, cellular component: motile cilium; microtubule organizing center; intraciliary transport particle B. The record is from RefSeq and is a predicted model, not a curated record. Gene Ontology annotation, biological process: cilium assembly; intraciliary transport. Lineage: Eukaryota; Metazoa; Arthropoda; Arachnida; Araneae; Theridiidae.